AGAAGAAGCUAAGCCAGUGCCUUCUGUCAUAUCUCAAGAGUUUCAGAAGGAUUUGAAGCCACAGAGGAAGGUGAAUGUACUAUGCCUGUGAGCUACGCAAUAUGUACAAAGUAAUAUUUUCUUACUAGUAUCAAGAUAGAACUUCUUGCUACGCUCCUAUUUUGAUGGUGAUGCCGUUCUAAAAGAAAUCCUAACAACAGUCCAGCAAAGAUGGGUGAGGUAAAUAAAGAUGCCGUUGAAAAAUACUUGGAGAACAACCCCCAGUUUGCCAAGGAGUAUUUUGACCGAAAAAUGAGGGCAGAAGUGCUGGGAAGUAUCUUUAAUGUGAACCCUGGAGAUGUGAAGGAAGGAGUCAGCUUCAAAGACAUGUCCCGUCUGGAGGAAAGUAACAUACUUUUUGAACUGAUCACAGAAAUCCAGGAUGAAGCAGGCACUAUGGAAAAGAUAGUGCACAAGGCCCUGCAGAGGCUGUCACAGCUGCUGGCAGCUGAUCGGUGUAGUAUGUUUGUUUGUCGUUCCCGAAAUGGUAUUCCAGAGGUAGCCACCAGGCUUCUGGAUGUCACUCCAACUUCCAGCUAUGAGGAAAAUUUGGUGAAACCGGACAAUGAGACUGUUUUUCCUCUGGACAUUGGGAUAGCGGGCUGGGUUGCUCAUAGCAAGAAGUUUUUUAAUAUACCUGAUGUGAAAAAGAACAACCAUUUUUCUGAUUUCAUGGACAAAAAAACUGGCUAUACAACAGUCAGUAUGUUGGCAGUCCCAAUUAUGCAGGGCAAAGAGGUGCUUGCUGUUGUGAUGGCACUCAACAAAUCAAACGCGCCUGAGUUCUCAAAAGAGGAUGAAGAGGUCUUUAAAAAAUACCUCAAUUUUAUAUCUUUGGUCCUAAGAAACCAUCAUACGUCGUAUCUCUACAAUAUUGAAUCCCGAAAAAGUCAGAUGCUUUUGUGGUCUGCUAACAAAGUGUUUGAAGAGCUAACAGAUAUAGAACGACAGUUUCACAAAGCACUGUAUACUAUUCGAAUGUAUUUGAAUUGUGAAAGGUACUCUGUUGGCCUGCUGGAUAUGACUAAAGAGAAGGAGUUCUAUGAUGAGUGGCCAAUCCGGCUGGGGGAGGCAGAGCCUUACAAAGGCCCCAAGACACCUGAUGGACGGGAAGUCAACUUCUAUAAAAUUAUUGACUAUAUUUUACAUGGAAAAGAAGAGAUCAAAGUAAUUCCGUCACCUCCACCAGAUCACUGGUGUCUUGUCAGUGGAUUGCCAACAUAUGUUGCUGAAAAUGGAUUUAUUUGUAACAUGAUGAAUGCACCAGCAGAUGAGUAUUUCACAUUUCAGAAAGGACCAGUGGAUGAAACUGGAUGGGUUAUCAAAAAUGUUCUGUCAUUGCCUAUUGUCAACAAAAAAGAAGAAAUUGUGGGAGUUGCAACAUUUUACAAUAGGAAAGAUGGAAAACCUUUUGACGAGUAUGAUGAACAGAUCACUGAAACUCUCACACAGUUCCUGGGAUGGUCAGUUUUAAACACUGACACUUACGACAAAAUGAACAAGCUUGAAAACAGGAAAGACAUUGCUCAGGAAAUGCUUAUGUACCAGACAAAGGCCACCCCUGCUGAAGUUGAAUCUAUACUGAAAUACAAGGAGAAAUUAAAUGUAAAUAGCAUAGAAGAAUGUGAUCAAAAGGAUCUUAUCAGGAUUUUGAAAGAAGAAUUACCUGAUCCAAAAGAUUUAGAACUGUAUGAAUUCCGCUUCAGUGACUUUCCUGUUACAGAACAUGGCCUGAUAACUUGUGGAAUACGACUGUUCUUUGAGAUAAAUGUUGUUGAAAAGUUCAAAGUCCCAGCUGAGGUCCUUACAAGAUGGAUGUACACAGUUAGGAAGGGUUAUCGAGAUAUCACUUACCAUAACUGGCGACAUGGGUUCAACGUGGGACAAACAAUGUUUACGUUGCUGAUGACAGGCAAAAUAAAGAAGUACUACACUGAUCUAGAAGCCUUUGCCAUGGUGGCUGCUGCUUUCUGCCAUGACAUUGAUCACAGAGGGACCAAUAACUUGUAUCAAAUGAAGUCAGCUGCUCCGCUGGCAAAACUUCAUGGUUCCUCCAUUUUAGAAAGGCAUCACCUAGAGUACAGUAAAACCCUACUGCAAGAUGAGAGUUUAAACAUCUUCCAGAACCUAAAUAAGCGACAGUUUGAAACCGUUCUACACUUAUUUGAAGUUGCAAUAAUAGCAACUGAUUUGGCUUUGUAUUUCAAGAAAAGAACUAUGUUUCAGAAGAUUGUGGAUGCAAUUGAAAAAAUGGAAUCAGAAGAGGAGGCAAUUAAAUACAUAUCUAUUGACCCAACCAAAAAAGAAGUCAUCAUGGCUAUGAUGAUGACUGGAUGUGACCUGUCUGCAAUAACCAAGCCUUGGGAAGUGCAAAGUAAGGUUGCCCUCAUGGUUGCAAAUGAAUUCUGGGAGCAAGGUGACCUGGAACGAACUGUGCUACAGCAACAACCAAUUCCUAUGAUGGACAGAAACAAAGGAGAUGAACUACCUAAGCUCCAAGUUGGUUUCAUAGAUUUUGUGUGUACAUUUGUGUAUAAGGAAUUCUCAAGGUUUCACAAGGAAAUUACACCUAUGUUUGAUGGUCUUCAAAACAAUAGGGUUGAAUGGAAAACACGAGCUGAUGAAUAUGAAGAGAAGAUGAAAGUUAUUGAAGAGCAAAAGAAAAAGGAAGAAGAAGAAGCUGCCAAAAAAGCUGAAAAUGCAGCAGGAGGUGGUGGCGGAAGCACGGAGGAUGGAAAAUCCAAAACAUGUAUAGUUUUGUAAUUCUUUGUCUCAGACACUGUUUCUGAUACAGAAAAGACACCUAGAAAGAACUUCAAGAAGCCUCAAUGGAUUUCAGCUUUGCCUAGAAUAGUGUAGAUCAAAUCCUUUAACAAUCCUCUUAAAUGCCUGCCAUUUGUUGGAAAUAAUUUUUGAUGGAGUAAACAGUUUCAAUUAAAAACUGGAAAA
Messenger RNA from Dryobates pubescens (Downy woodpecker), 2988 nucleotides. It is a transcript of the gene PDE6C, whose product is annotated as phosphodiesterase 6C. The transcript has 22 exons. Lineage: Eukaryota; Metazoa; Chordata; Aves; Piciformes; Picidae. Bases 211 to 2802 code for a protein of 863 amino acids. Gene Ontology annotation, molecular function: protein binding; 3',5'-cyclic-nucleotide phosphodiesterase activity. The record is from RefSeq and is a predicted model, not a curated record. Gene Ontology annotation, biological process: visual perception; signal transduction.